Messenger RNA from Pangasianodon hypophthalmus (striped catfish), 6704 nucleotides. Its product is annotated as NACHT, LRR and PYD domains-containing protein 12-like. NCBI's taxonomy places the organism in Eukaryota, Metazoa, Chordata, Actinopteri, Siluriformes, Pangasiidae. The record is from RefSeq and is a predicted model, not a curated record. Gene Ontology annotation, molecular function: protein binding. The transcript has 15 exons. Bases 173 to 3889 code for a protein of 1238 amino acids.
UAAUUCAGUACUGUAGAAGAUAAUUGGGUGCUGGAAGCUUUAGUUUGGUGUUGGAAGAGUUAAUUCCUUCGAAGAGACAAGAACCAAAACCGAAACUUAAGUAAGAAUCACAUCACUUAGUGUUUGACUUCUUGUGAAGAAUCUGACAAGUGAUGCAGGUGUGUGAGGAAGGAUGGACAGUGUACGUGUCCCCACUGAAGAUCAGGACUGUGACGAUGUCCUUGAAGUGAGAGCGUUCUACAAAGAUGAAGAAAGUUCACCUACAAAGCCUCAGGAGGUUCUUGGUGCGGAAAGUGGUGAUACUGUCAUACAGCAGGAGAGAGCCAGCUCGCCUGUCCCCAGUUGCCUGUCCAUGAAGAGUGACUGGUCCAUGGAGCUCCCACUUAAACUAAAGCAAGCAGAUAACUCUCCUGGGCAACGGGCCUCUCUAGAGACAAAGAGCUCAUCUCCUCCAAGCUGUCUGUCCAUAAAGAGUCACCAGUCAAUGGAUCCACCAGUCAAAUUUAAAGACGGAGCACCUACUGAACAAAUGGGAGUGCAGGAAAGCUCAUGUGCUUCCAGCUGCCUGUCCUUGAAGAGUGAUUUGAUGGGUCCACCAGCCUCUUUCAAGGAGUCAGAGUUCUUUGUAGAUGAAAGGGACCAGCCAGGAAGAUCAGUCACACAAUCUGACCAGUGUGAACGGUCGUAUCUUUCUGCCACAUUAAGGAGCUUUGAGAAGAAGUUUAUGAGUUUGAUGGAACGGGAGAUGAAGAAAAUCAGCCGGAUUCUCAGCCCAGAUUACGCUGGAUCUGUGGACAAUUCAGAGGAAACGGAGGACAGCAAUGAUGCCAGAGAAGCAGCUCUAAAGAUCGCCCUGCACAUUUUAAAAGGCAUGAAAGAGCAAGAACUGAUUGAAAAGUUGACUAAAUUUGAACGUGUAUACACACUUCAGAAAAAACUCAAAUCCAGCCUGAAGCGCAAGAGUGAGCAUGUGUUUGAAGGAAUCGCUAAGCAAGGAAACCCGGCCCUUCUCAACAAGAUUUACACCGAGCUGUACAUCACAGAGGGUGGAUGUGGAACCCUGAACGAUGAACAUGAAGUGAGACAGAUUGAGUCGCUGAACCGAGUUCCAGUGGCACAAGAGACACCAAUCAAAUGCAAUGAAAUCUUUAAACCACUACCAGGUCAAGACAAACGCAUCAGGACCGUCCUGACCAACGGUGUAGCUGGUAUCGGAAAAACCAUCUCUGUCCAGAAGUUUAUCCUGGACUGGGCUGAAGGAAAAGCCAAUCAAGAUGUGCAUUUCUUGUUUCCGUUGCCUUUUCGGGAGCUAAAUCUCAUGAGAGAGGAGCAACACACCAUGGAGGGACUUCUUCACUGCUUUUUCAGAGAAAUGAAAAACUUUCCAUUCUCAGAACUUGAAAACUACAAGGUGGUUUUCAUCUUUGAUGGUCUGGAUGAAUGUCGACUUCCUCUAGACUUCAAAAACUAUGAGAGAUGUUCCGAAAUAACUAAACAGGCGUCACUGGAUGUUCUUCUAACAAACCUUAUAACAGGGAAUCUGCUUCCAUGCUCUCUGCUCUGGAUCACUUCCCGACCAGCAGCCGCUAACCAGUUACCCCCUAACUGCAUUGACCAAGUAACGGAGGUGAGAGGAUUCAAUGACCCCCAAAAAGAGGUGUACUUCUACAAGAGAAUCAGUGACCAAAGUCUGGCCAAGAAGAUAAUCCAUCAUGUGAAGUCCUCCAGAAGCCUUCAUAUCAUGUGCCAUAUUCCUGUCUUCUGCUGGAUUUCUGCCACGGUGCUUGAGAGGCGGUUGGGCGAAGCAGAGAAUCGUCACAUGCCCAAAUCACUGACUGAAAUGUACACCCAUUUCUUGAUCUUCCAGACAAUACAGAGAAAAGAGAAAUAUACAGGAGGGAGGGACAUGCAGCCUUGCUUGACCAAAGAAAACCUUCUUUCACUUGGAAAGCUAGCUUUCCAGCAACUCCAUAAACGCGACUUGAUCUUCUACGAAGAAGACUUGCAGGAAUGUGGUAUUGACGUCAAAGAGGCAUCCGUCUAUUCUGGAGUGUGCACGCAGAUCUUCAGAGAGGAGCUUGCACUAUACAAGAGAAAGGUCUACAGCUUUGUGCAUUUGAGCUUCCAGGAGUAUCUUGCAGCUUUAUUUGUGUACCUGUCCUGGGCUGGUGUCACUGAAUUUGACCAGCUUGAAGAUCAUACCCCCCAGAAGCUUUGCCUUAAUUCAACAAUUUUUGAUUUGCACAAGAGCGCAGUGGACUUGGCUUUGCGCUCAAGGCAUGGUCACCUGGACCUUUUUCUCCGAUUCCUGCUUGGUCUGUCCCUGGAAUCCAAUCAGAACCUGUUGCAUGAUUUACUGCCAAAGAAAGUGAGCACUGAUCAGACCUGCCAGGAAACCGUGACCUACAUGAAGCUCAAGCUUGGGGAGAACCUUAGGCCUGAGAGUGCUAUUAACCUGUUCCACUGUCUGCAAGAGCUUAACGAUCAUUCUCUCGUACAGGAAAUUCAAACCUACCUAAACACAAAGAGUCUCUCAGCAGAAGUGCUCUCGCCAGCACAGUGGUCAGCUCUGGUCUUUGUGUUGCUGACCAGUGAGAAGAAGCUGGACGUGUUUGACCUAAGAAAAUACAUCAAGUCAAACGAGGGAUACAAGCGGUUGAAACCCGUAGCCAAGGCAUCCAGGACUGUCAUAUUGUCUUCAUGCAACCUUACAAAGGACAUCUGUCACUCACUGGCCAGCAUUCUUGUUUCGAAGACUUGUGCUAUUACAGAGCUAGAUUUAAGUUACAAUUACCUGCAGGACAAAGGAGUGAUGCAACUGUGCAAUGGAUUGAAGAAUCCAAACUGUCGACUGGAGGUGCUGAAACUGGCAUUUUGCAGUUUCAAAAGCACUGGCUGUUCUUACCUUGUUUCUGCUCUACAAUCAAACCCUGGCCACCUGAGAGAGCUGGACCUGAGCUACAAUCUUACUGGAAGUGAAGCUCCUAAUGAUCUCCUGCCAUUAUUGCCCAACAGUAGGAUCGAAACACUGAGGCUUGCACAUUGUAACGUCACAAAGGAAUGGUGUGUUUUUCUGGCCUCGGCUAUAAGCGCCACACCUUGUCACCUUAAACAUUUGGAUCUGAGUGAGAACAACAUAGGGGACCUGGGAGCAGGAGUCUUUUGUGAAUUACUGAGCAAUGAAAAUUGUAAACUUCAAUCCCUAAGGCUGGUGAAAUGUAGCAUAACUUGGAAAAGCCGCAACAUGCUAGAAUAUGCAUCCAGCUCGACGUCCUGGUGUCUCAAAUCCCUUGACUUGAGUGACAAUGACCUGCAGGACUCAGGAGUAAAACAGCUUGCUUAUGAACUGGAUAAGCCGGCAUGCAAAUUAGAGAAAUUAAGGCUCUCGUCUUGCGGAUUCACUGAGAGAGGAUUCUCGGCCCUGGCUUCGGCUCUGAGAUUAAACCCCACGUGCCUGAGAGAACUGGAUCUAAGUAAGAAUUUCCCUGGCAAGAAAGCGAUGGAGCAGCUGUGUGCAGCUCUAAGACAGUCCACCUGCACUCUUCAAACAUUGUGCGUGGACCAAUGUGGCCUUGACUCAGAAAUAUGCGCCUCCCUUGCCAAAACCCUUAGCCAGAACUCGAGUCUGAGAGAGCUGAGUGUUAGCAAUAAUGACCUCGGCGAUGUGGGAGUAAGGAUGCUCUUCACUGGGCUACAGAGUGGACGUUGCACCCUGAAGAUACUGAGACUAGCUAACUGUUCCCUGACUGAGAGCAGUUGUGAGUUCUUGGCCCCUGCACUAAGCCCGAACACCACAGGCCUGUCAGAGCUGGACCUGAGCGGCAACAGCCUCAGCCAAAACGGAGCCAGUUUCCUGUGCUCGAUAUCGAACAUAAAUCUUACACUGUGAUAAGAACUGCUAAACCCCAUACUUUUUUCCUUUUAUCUCAAUUAAGAACUUGGGCAGAACAUGGAGUUUAGGACUGGAAUUAUAAUUCAUCUUCAAAGGUGUCAGAAGGGUCCAUUUAUGAAAUUUCUUAUCCCGUUUUUUAAUCAUCUGUUGGAAUAUCUGGGAGUAUUGUAUCUGAGUUUGUAUAAAAUUUAUGAGGAAGAAUUUUAAGUUUACAUGAUGUAAAGUUUAAAACCAAACUUAUAGAUGUUAAAAUCUUUUAGAAGCACUAAUUUUAAAAUUUGCAUGUAAAUAUAAAAACAAUAUUUAAAGGUAGGAGAGUUUUAUUUUUAUAUUAUUUUCAAGGCUUCAGAAAUACGCAAGGAAUAAAACACUUGGGGUUGUGCUGUUAUAGGAAACUAAUCAAUCAGAGGGUGGUGUGAUGCAGCCUGACAUGUAACGAAGUUACUCUUAUUGUCUGACGUGUUUUAUUCCUCUUAUACCACAGGAGUUUGCCAAUGAAUGCAAUUCUAUUUGUUAUCGGACAACACGUCAUAAGUUUUAUGCGUUUCUAGUAAUAUUUAAUGUUGUGGAACAUCCAAAAAACAAGUUCGUUCCUGUUCGUUCCUGUUCGUGCCUCUCUUUUUGUCUCAAAACUAGUUUUAGUCAAAAACUAGUGUGUCAUGUUACCAAGUCCUGAAGACUGUUGGAAAACUUCCUGACUGCUACAAAGCUCUGACACUGGAGACUCCUUCUGUAAAUGUUAAAUGUAUCAGUCAGUAAGAUUUCCGACAUGGGAAAGUCUUCGGGAAAGAGGCUAUGGUAUAAGAGGAAUAAAACACUUUGCAACAUGCUGUUAGUGGAAAACACUACCUACCCAGUCAUUGGUUAUUUUCCUAUAACCGUUGCUUUAAUGCACUUCUCUCAAAAAUCCCAGCCUGACACUCUGAUGUACAGUGUACAAGUUCAAAUGCAAGUGUUCUGGACUAUUCCAGCCAUUUCAGCAUGAGCUGUAUUAUCAGUGACGUAAUGUGAACUGGCCUUUGAGAUCAUUCUGUCCGUCUUCCUGGCUCGAGGACGCAGAAAGAGGAGGAGAUCGACAAGCAGGGAGGGGUCAAAACAAGGCAUCAAAAGAAAGACAUGCAUAAAUAUGAAAAGCUAAAAGAGGAGAGAGGGAGUAGGGAAGGGCAGAGUUCUGCUAGACAGAUGCAGAGAUUACAGAGGCUGAUAGAACUUUGGAGACGCUUGCUUUUCCAAUGUGGGCUGCACAAACAGUCGAGCCACAUAAACAGAUGUUGCAGAACGUAGAUUAUUGAGAAGAAGAGUCCUGAUAGAACAGCCCAGAGGGAGUUGCUAAAAUGCCCAUGACCACAUAAGAGCAAAAACGGGCUGUCUCCUUAGGAAUCAUUACUGCAGCAAGACUGGACUACAGUUUAUUGGAAAAAAACAAAAAAGGUACUCAUUUUUUUGGCAUUCAUUUCCUUAUGAAUCACAUUGUGCAACAAUCAACCCUACUUUAAACUGUGUAACACUUUUUAAAUUGUAAUGCCCAGACUAUGAUCUGAUUGUUUUACAUUUAAGUGUUUGUAAUGGCUGAAGUGUUUGUAUCUGUUACACGAUGUUAAUGUUAAUGUUAAUGAGAUCUACUACAAGUGCUGCAUGUUUUUGCUUGGCUGUGAGCGCUGAUAACUUGGCUGUGAGGAUUGGAGCCUAGUGAAAAGCCAUGAGUCAUUUGAAUUACUCUGAGUACUAAUGGGAACACAUUAUUUCUAUACAACACACUUGUACUUGUGUAUGCACAGCUGCAUGGCAGAACGAGCUGUCAGAAGCGUGUGCUGUUUAAUGCAUGGACACUCUGGGCAUCACUUACUGUAUCAAGUGUUUAGUAAAGUUGUGUGUAAAUGUUUUUCGUAGACCAAACUGAAUUAAAGAUUCCUGCCAGAUUUACAAAAAAUUCACUGAUCUUCUUUAUACUUGCAUGUGUAUGUUGAUAAAUGCUAGUAAAUCUGUAAAUUAAACAUGUUCCUGGGACAUUUACAUUUGGUCACACCUACAAAACUCCAUAAAAGGCAAAGCUCGCAGAGAAUGAAAACAAAAUGACGACUAAACAGUAAUGCAAUAAUGUAGCUUAGCCAUUACAGUGCAUCAUUCAGAGACAACAAUAUGAUGUAAUUGCAGAGCAAAUGGACAUUGUGCAGAGGCUUCGCUCACUGUGUCGUGUGCAGGCAGUUGGUCGAACUCUAUGGAUGAACACGCUAUGUGACCAAGCCUGUGAUUGGUCGUUACAAGUGAAUUAUGCCCAAGCUGAUUCAUUCCAAGAUGAAUGACUGAUAUAUCUUCUUACUGUAAUCAUAAAAAGUGUCAUAAAAUUUUAAUAGCGCCACCUUCAGUACUGGAGCACUUAUAAGUGACGGCCAAUACGAAACUGCAGAGAGUAAGUAAAUAGGAGCCUGUAAGCUUGCGAUGACCGUCUCGCAGACAUCGUCUCCAUAUCAAGUAUGGAUUUAUUCGUCUCAAUUUAUGCAUUUGCUUUGGAUUGGAUUUCUCUAAUUGGAUUUAAAUUUGACUCCAUAUUUAAAAUUGCAGGAACUCAUCAGCAGUUAUAUGAUUUGAAGCCAAAUGAUUGAGCUGUGUCUACUUACAUGUAAUUUACACAAACUAAGAAGGUGUUUUUCCAAACUAACUUUUCAUGAGUACCACAUUUCUUGUGUAAAUGCUCCUGGAAAUGUUUUACGAAUGAAUUCGAUCACAGCCAGCUUGAUAAAUGAGGGCCAUUAUGUGUAUAGUCUAACAUCUAUAAUAAACUGAGAGCUCUUGCUUUCCAGUCCAUUGUCAA